This is a messenger RNA of Penicillium maclennaniae, 1563 nucleotides long. RefSeq names its product Ty1/Copia family ribonuclease HI. The record is from RefSeq and is a predicted model, not a curated record. NCBI's taxonomy places the organism in Eukaryota, Fungi, Ascomycota, Eurotiomycetes, Eurotiales, Aspergillaceae. The transcript has a single exon. Bases 1 to 1563 code for a protein of 520 amino acids.
AUGCAAGCCGCAGACGUCGAAUAUCAGAAGCUUAAGAAUAUGAAUGCAUGGACUCCCGUGAAGCGAAAGACCAUUGAGGAAGACCAUAAAUCAUGCAAAGGGUCUAUCAAGCCUCAUCGAUGCCCUAAGCAUCAAAUUCUGCCUUUAAGAUGGGUAUUUACCUAUAAAGUGGAUGAAAACGGCUAUUUAUCCAAAUUUAAGGCUAGAAUUUGUGUCCGCGAAGAUCUCCAAGUUGACCGCAAUGACGAAACUAGGGCUACUACCCUUGCUGCACGGACCCUUCGGACUCUUCUUGCUAUUAUUGCUGCAUUUGACCUUGAAACCAUACAAUUGGAUGCAGUAAAUGCCUUCCUAAAUAGCAAGCUAGACGACCCCGUUUAUGUUGCCUUCCCCCAAGGAUACGGCCGCAAACACUACGUUCUACGGCUUAACAAAGCCUUAUAUGGCCUAAGGGUAGCGCCUAUCCUAUGGCAGCAAGAAGUCCUUCAGAAACUGGCCCAGUUUGGAUUCGUGCCUAUUCCUGAAGACCCGUGCCUAUUUGUCUAUAAAAAUGUCGUUUUAAUGAUAUUUGUGGACGAUAUCUUGGUCAUCUUCCACCGAAGGCACAAACAUGAAGCCCAUGAGCUUAGGGACAAGCUUAUGCAAGCCUAUGAAAUGAAAGACCUAGGCGAGGCAACGAGGUUUAUAGGCAUUCGAAUCACCCGCGAUAGGGCCACAAAAAGGCUAUGGAUCUCCCAGGAUGCCUAUAUUGAGAAAAUUGCGCAUCGAUUCCAUAUAACGCCUUUGAAACCGGUUAAAACGCCAUUUCCACCCUCGCCGCUCCCCGCUCCACCUUCGGACCACCAGGCUUCCCCAGCUAUGAUUCAUCUCUAUCAGCAGAAGAUAGGAUCAUUGCUUUAUGCCACAAUUAUGACUCGGCCUGAUGCCGCAAAAGCUACCCAAAUGCUUUCGGAACACCUCACGAACCCUACCAAUCAGCAUAUGGACGCUGCAGACAAAGCCAUAGCCUAUUUAUACUAUACUAGAUAUAAGGCUAUAGAGUAUUCCCCUGUGCUAGACGGUCCCACCUUCGCAUGUGCAAGCGAUGCAUCCUAUGCAGACAAUAUCGGACGAAAGUCAUCAGAAGGCUAUGUAGCCUACUUAUUCAAUGGUCCGAUAGACUGGAUUGCACGUAAGCAGAAGACGGUGACGACAUCAACGACAGAAGCCGAAUUGCUUGCUAUUUCAUCAGCCAGUAAGCAUGUGAUGUGGUGGAAACGUCUCUUUAGGUCUAUAGAACUAGACCUAGACCAGGAAAGGCUUAGUGUCCUUUGUGAUAACAAACAGACCGUGGACCUCCUUACUAAGGUCAAUUCUUUGUUCCGCACAAAGCUUAGGCAUAUUGAUAUCCACCACCAUUGGUUACGACAAGAAAUAGUGGCCGGAAACAUCGAUAUUGCCUGGAUUGAGACCAAUUCUAUGCCUGCGGACGGUCUGACCAAGCCUUUGCCUUAUCAUAAGCACCAGCGGUUUAUCGAUCAUCUAAACAUGACCGAUAUCCAAGACAGAAUUGUCGAAAUCUAG